Corticium candelabrum is the source of this 1058-nucleotide messenger RNA. RefSeq names its product RAC serine/threonine-protein kinase-like. The record is from RefSeq and is a predicted model, not a curated record. Bases 13 to 900 code for a protein of 295 amino acids. The transcript has 8 exons. Gene Ontology annotation, cellular component: nucleus; cytoplasm. Gene Ontology annotation, biological process: intracellular signal transduction; protein phosphorylation. Gene Ontology annotation, molecular function: protein kinase activity; ATP binding. Lineage: Eukaryota; Metazoa; Porifera; Homoscleromorpha; Homosclerophorida; Plakinidae.
CUGAUAGCCGCCAUGCAAGUCCAUGAUGCCGGCGUUGCACUCGGCGAGCACAAGAAUGGACUGAAAACAUACAAAGACUGUUUUGCUGGUUGUGAGUUAAUUGAGUGGUUGUUGUCGUGGUCAUUUGUCACAAUGAGGGAGGAAGGAUGUCAAUUAGCAAACAGUCUGUUGAACGAUGUGUAUCUUGAGCCGGUGGGAGGGUUGAGUAAAGGUGCGUUCAAGAAGCAUUUGCAUUCAAAGAAGUUGGCAUUCUUGGAUGGUGUAGGAGCUUUGUAUAGAUUUCUGGAGAUUCUUCUAAUGGACAGACACGGACACAUCAAGCUUGCAGACUUCUGUCUUUGUAAAGAAGACAUCACAAAAGACACAACGACCAGCACCUUCUGUGAAACACCAGAAUAUCUAACACCCGAGGUUUUAGAAGAAAGUGAUUACGGUCGAGCUGUUGACUGGUGGGGUGUGGGUGUGGUCAUGUAUGAGAUGAUUUGUGGUCGGCUGCCGAUUUAUAACAGAGACCACGAAGUGUUGUUUGAGCUCAUUCUGACUGAUGCAAUCAAGUUUCCUCAACGAGCGUCUUCUUUGUCAAGAUCUUUGCUAGCUAGACUGCUUGAGAAGGAUCCACGGAUAAGACUUGGUGGAGGUGAUCGUGGUGCAUCUGAGAUUAUGGAUCAUGCCUUCUAUAGCAACAUCAACUGGCAGGACAUUUACGAUCGCAAGGUUCCUCCUCUGUUUAUACUGAACGCGUCUGAGCAAGAAAUCGGUGACAAAUACAUUCCUGCCGAGUUCAAGUUGGAUACAGUAGCGAAUACACCAUUAGACCGUGCAGGUGCUCUGCAUGGUGGGGAAGGAGAGCCAUUUGAGCAGUUUACGUUUGUGGGUGACAAAGGCAAUCUGCACACAUGAUUUCGUUUGUAGGAUUUUUGUGGGAUAUCGUACAAAUUGCAGGUUGAUCAGUAGUCCGUUCAGGUUUAUGUAGUAGAUCAGCAGUCCGACGAGUUUAUGUGGAGGGAGAGGUAUGGCAAAACAAGGCAGCAAGCUUUACAAAACAACGUUGCUGACUU